AUGUUCUCCAGAGCAGCUCUCCGAGUCCCCAGGGCUGCGUCUCUGCGCGCCAGGGCCCCUGCCUCCUUUGCCCUCGCCAGCCGGGCCGUCACCACCGAUGCCGCUUCAGCUUCCCUCUCGCAGUCGGUGCCCAAGUCCGACGAUGAGCCCUUCCGGGUCACUCUCAGCGACGAGAGCUUCGAGACCUACGAGCUGGACCCUCCCCCUUACACCAUUGAUGUCACCAAGAAGGAGCUGAAGCAGAUGUACUACGACAUGGUUUCCAUCAGACAGAUGGAGAUGGCUGCCGACCGUUUGUACAAGGAGAAGAAGAUUCGCGGUUUCUGCCACCUGUCUACUGGUCAGGAGGCUGUUGCUGUUGGUAUUGAGCACGCUGUCACCAAGGAGGACGACAUCAUCACCUCCUACCGAUGCCACGGUUUCGCCCUGAUGCGUGGCGGUACUGUCCGAUCUAUCAUUGGCGAGCUGCUUGGUCGCCGUGAGGGUAUUGCCUACGGAAAGGGUGGUUCCAUGCACAUGUUCGCCAAGAACUUCUACGGUGGUAACGGUAUUGUCGGCGCUCAGGUUCCCGUCGGUGCCGGUCUGGCCUUUGCCCACCAGUACGAGGGCCGAAAGAACGCCAGCAUCAUCCUGUAUGGUGAUGGUGCCAGCAACCAGGGCCAGGUUUUUGAGGCGUUCAACAUGGCCAAGCUGUGGAACCUCCCUGCUCUGUUCGGCUGUGAGAACAACAAGUAUGGUAUGGGUACCUCUGCUGCCCGUUCCUCUGCUUUGACCGACUACUACAAGCGUGGACAGUACAUCCCUGGUCUCAAGGUCAACGGCAUGGACGUCCUCGCCGUCAAGGCUGCCGUCAAGUACGGCAAGGACUGGACCGUUGCUGACAAGGGCCCCAUGGUUCUCGAAUACGUCACCUACCGAUAUGGUGGUCACUCCAUGUCUGACCCCGGUACCACCUACCGUACCCGUGAGGAGAUUCAGCGCAUGCGCUCCACCAACGACCCCAUUGCCGGACUCAAGCAGAAGAUCCUCGACUGGGAGGUCAGCACUGAGGAGGAGCUGAAGGGCCUUGAUAAGGCUGCCCGAACCCACGUUGCUGAGGAGGUUGCCGCCGCUGAGGCCAUGCCCGUCCCCGAGACCAAGGCCGAUAUCCUGUUCGAGGACAUCUACGUCCGCGGCACCGAGCCCCAGUACAUCCGAGGACGUACCACCGACGAGAACUACUACUUCUCCCAGUAA
This is a messenger RNA of Trichoderma gamsii, 1236 nucleotides long. RefSeq names its product pyruvate dehydrogenase E1 component subunit alpha. Gene Ontology annotation, cellular component: intracellular membrane-bounded organelle. The transcript is spliced from 4 exons. Gene Ontology annotation, biological process: pyruvate decarboxylation to acetyl-CoA. Bases 1 to 1236 code for a protein of 411 amino acids. The record is from RefSeq and is a predicted model, not a curated record. Lineage: Eukaryota; Fungi; Ascomycota; Sordariomycetes; Hypocreales; Hypocreaceae. Gene Ontology annotation, molecular function: pyruvate dehydrogenase (acetyl-transferring) activity.